Messenger RNA from Solanum pennellii, 828 nucleotides. Its product is annotated as secoisolariciresinol dehydrogenase-like. NCBI's taxonomy places the organism in Eukaryota, Viridiplantae, Streptophyta, Magnoliopsida, Solanales, Solanaceae. The record is from RefSeq and is a predicted model, not a curated record. The coding region runs from base 154 to 801 and encodes 215 amino acids. The transcript has a single exon.
GAAGGUAAAGUAGCAUUUAUAACUGGUGGAGCUAGUGGCAUAGGAGCAGCCACAGCUAAACUUUUUGUUCAACAUGGUGCAAAAGUAAUAAUUGCAGAUAUUCAAGACGAUCUCGGAAAUUCAUUGGUAAAACAAAUUGGCACAGAACACAUAAUGUUUGUCCAUUGUAAUGUUGCGAUUGAAUCUGACGUUCAAAAUGCUGUAGAUGCAACAAUUGUUAAAUUUGGUAAGCUCGACAUAAUGUUUAGUAACGCUGGUAUAGUUGGUAAGCCAAUUUCCAGCAUCUUAGAGGUAGAUUACGAUAUAAUUAAGAAUGUGUUUGAUGUAAACGUUGUUGGGGGAUUUUUUUGCGCGAAACAUGCUGCUAGAGUGAUGAUUCCGGCUAAUAAAGGAGUUAUUAUUUUCACAGCAAGUAUGGUGACAGAGUCCUGCAUUGAUUCGCCACAUACCUAUACAGCGUCAAAGAAUGCACUUUUGGGACUCUCAAAGAAUGUUGGAGUCGAAUUAGGGAAAUAUGGAAUAAGAGUUAAUUGUGUUUCUCCUUAUGUAAUUAGCACACAACUUACGUUGAACGCGCUCGGAAUAACUGAGAGAGAAAUGGCAGAGAAAUGGUUUGGUGAAGCAGGAAAUUUGAAAGGAGUUUUAUUGGAGGAACAAGAUGUAGCAAAUGGAGUGUUGUAUUUGGCAAGUGAUGAUUCUAAAUAUGUGAGUGGUUUGAAUUUAAUUAUUGAUGGUGGUUUUAGCACCACAAAUGUGGCUUUAACCGAGGCUUAUAAGAAGUUGUUUCUAUCCACCAAAUAAGCAAGGUCAAUUUAUUUUAUUUUGAUC